Alosa alosa (allis shad) is the source of this 7355-nucleotide messenger RNA. RefSeq names its product homer scaffold protein 1b (gene homer1b). The coding region runs from base 4285 to 5478 and encodes 397 amino acids. NCBI's taxonomy places the organism in Eukaryota, Metazoa, Chordata, Actinopteri, Clupeiformes, Clupeidae. Gene Ontology annotation, cellular component: cytoplasm; dendrite; postsynaptic density. Gene Ontology annotation, molecular function: G protein-coupled glutamate receptor binding. The record is from RefSeq and is a predicted model, not a curated record. Gene Ontology annotation, biological process: regulation of store-operated calcium entry; G protein-coupled glutamate receptor signaling pathway. The transcript has 8 exons.
UUCACGGAUUGGGAUAAAUGCAGAGACCAAAUUUCCCUCACGGGAUCAAAAGAGUAUAUAUACUUAUAUACUAUAUAUACGUAUACGUGUGAUGUACAGUAUAUUCCAUGCAUUUGUAGGUAUUUGCAGAUUAAAUUGAAUUAAAUUGUUCAAUAACACUAUGGUGUAUAUGGUGACUAAACUAUGAUUUCUGUGAUCACGGUAAGGUGGACUGCGCCACCCAUGCAGUAUUAGAUUUUUUAAAAAGGCAUUUAGAACAUAUUUGAUGAUGGUGGAGGUUAUUGUCCAAUGUUUAUAACAACAUCAGUUGUAUUAAAUGGUUCUUAGAGUGUAGCCUGCAUAUUGUGAAUGUGGAUAAUACAAUGUGAUUUUUGAAUGUUAAAAGUGCCAUUGAUGAAUUAACUCUUUUGAGGUGGAUAAACUCUAAUAAGAGGUGGAUAAACUCUAUUUCUGAAAUUUCAGAGGUGGAUAAACUGCGUUUACUUGCGUUUAGCCUCCACUACAUCCUUGGCUAUUAUGCCAGGACAUCACAUCAAGUUUAAAAUGGCUGUGGUUGCUCUCUUGCAAAUAUCUCUGGCAAAUGCUUCUGACUCAGCUUGCAUAUCCACAGCCACCCUGUCUUACUCUAAUGGUCUCCUCCAUGGACACAUACUUAUACAACAAUCCUAUAUCCACCAUAUGAGAGUGCUAUGUGAAUGCACUUUGGCCAAACAAGUUCUGCGGGCUGAAUGUUGAACAUUUCCACAGCAGGAAAUUCUAAAGCCAAGCUGAUGCUGAUGCUGAUGCUGUCAUUGAGAUUGGCCUGUCUCUCCUCCACUGCUUUUCACACAGCUCUCAGCUCUCACACAAUCUGCCCUGUUUUAGCUCAAGAGAGAAAAGGUGUGAGAGAGAGAGAGAGAUAACUAUAGCAUCCUAUAAUUACCUCACUAUGCCAUCUUAACAUUCUAGCACAUGCUCCUCUUUCUCUCCUGCUCACCUCUAAUGCUAACGCCCCUGCAGGAUGUCACCUCUACGCAAUCUUAAACACAGUGGAGGGCUUCAUUUAGAAGGAUCUUGCAGAGACUUACAGGCAUUCGCUGAGGUGGAUUUAGCAGCACUUCCAGUUAUACGUCUUGCCUCUUUCGCUUUUUUUGUCAGACACAUGUACUAGACGUUCUUUCUGGAGGAGAGAAUUCAGUUGAACAAAUCUAAAUAGAAAAGAUGGCAUAGUGAUGGCCUGAGUCUAUUUAUUAUGUGCUUAACAGACCUCUCUAAUGGCGUUAUUUUGUUCAUAGUAAAAGGAUGCUAAAAUAUUUAAGCGGCAGAUUUGUGGGACUGUCUGUGAGAUAACAGCCAGAGGGAAAAGUACUGUAUGACAGAUCUUUCAUUGUGCCAGCAUUCACUUAAUAUUCUGUAGUUAAAAUGAUUAAGACAGCUAUGUUCUGACUAUCAUGAUGAGUGAAUGAUUAGUACCUGAGUUAAACGAAGGACAGGUGAUUUAUGAAGAACACAAUGCUGUUUUAGCAGACUUCAUCCAAACUCACUCUUGUGCAGUGUGGUGAUUUAGUGAUUGCAGGCCUUCUUGUGUGCGCUGUGUGAGAUAGCCUUUUUGGAACAAUGUACAGCCUCACUAAACAGUUAUAUAAUCCCCACACACCGCUGUUCCAAUCACAUACUAUUACCAGACUUAUGAAUUGGGUUAAUAGUUUCUAUUUGCCCUAUGUGGAGACUUACAAAUGCAGUCAUUACUGGGUAUAAUAGAAUACCAUUGUUUGUAUAUCCCCAUGCAAUUAUUUAUGACUAUUUCUGGGCAAAAAUCGCAAUAUCAGUAAAUGAAAAUACAGUCUUAGGCUUUAGGCUGAAAUACUAAUGCAAUUAUGUACCAUAAUUGGAUGUAAAUGUCAAAACAUUUUGUUUCACUGGUAAUAGACUGGGUUCUUUUUUCACCAAAAAUACUGGCUUGACUAAACUCAGACGGUUAGGAUGUACAGUGGUAAACUUUCAUUCCUUUCUCCUUUGGAGAGAGCUCCUUAUAGCACGAACGAUCUCCCUUCAUGUGCCAUUACAUACUAGGAUCAAUCUUUAUGAUAAUCUCAUUUCAUCACACAAAAAGAAGCCCUCUGUCAGAAACAGCAGCCUCUUGUUCUGUGUAAUCUUUCUCUCUCUCUCUCUCUCUCUCUCUCUCUCUCUCUCUCUCUCUCUCUCUCUCUCUCUCUCUCUCUCUCUCUCUCUCUCUCUCUCUCUCUCUCCUUCUGUCUCUUUUUGCCUUUUACCCCACAACCGCUCCCCCCACACCCCAUAUGGUGAUUGCUGUUGAAUUUUAAUGUUAAUUAUGCAGUGCGCCUUUGAUGUUUCUCUAAGAUUUUCAGCCCCUCGGUGCAGCGUAAGCACUUCCCUGUCUGCUGUGUGCCUCCCUCCACUCUCUCCUUCCCUCCAUCAUCCUCCUCCUCGUCCUCCCUCUCCUCCUCCCUCUCUCUUCUCUUUCACUCUCUACCUCCUCCCCCUUUUUUCUCUCACUCACUCUCUGGAUCCCAGUGCAUCAGGCGGAUUGAGGCUGAUUGGGAGCAUGCUUAUGGAAUUGAAUAUGGUGAUUUGCCCAGGUAUGGGAAUUGCACACAACAAGUCCGCUCUUUUUUCCCCACGAUUGCUGCUCCUGCUCCUGGAGGAGGCAGAUGCAGUGGCAGCCUCCUCCCUGCCCGCCUGCCUGACUGCCUGCCUGUCUUGAUACAACAUGGGGUGCAGUGCAGCUCCAACUGUAUGGAGAGAGUGUGUGUGUGUGUGUGUGUGUGUGUGUGUGUGUGUGUGUGUGUGUGUGUGUGUGUGUGUGUGUGUGUGUGUGUGUGUGUUAUUUUUUUGGCUUUUGGAGUCUAGUCUGGUUCUGGGGGAAUGCAUGGACUCGGCACAGAUGAUCUGAUACCCCCCUCCCCUUACAUCCCCCCUUCCGUGCUUGUGAGGGAGCCAAAGCUGCACACCCCCUCACUGUUUGUUCUCAAGGGAGCAGCGUCUGCAAAUAAUUGUGCUUUCAUGAUGCUGCAUUCCCUGCCUAUUAAGCCCCCACCUAUUAAACUUCUCAGGUGGUGGCCAGGCAGGCGAGCAAGCAACCCCCAUGGGCAUAUUUAUGAAAGUGCAUGGGAUGUGUGUGUGUAUGUGGGGUGCACUGCUCACCUCUGCUCUCUGCAGAAGACAUACUGCACACAUGUUAUGCAUAGAGAAAGGGAGAAAAAUGGAGCUCUAUUUUUGGAGUGGUCUGUUGGUUAGUUCCAAGAUGAAAAAGAUGAAAAAUCAUCCAAAUCGCUAGAAGGGAAUCUGAUGGAAAAUAAUUGUAUUGCCUUUGUUUUUUUUUUUAUUUUUUGUUUUUUAAUUGAGCUGUCAUCCCUUUUGGGCUAAAUUAAAAUGAAGAUAUGAUGCAGAAGAAGGAAACAACACUACCCAUGGGAUCUCAAUAUGUUGGGGAUUAGUGUGGGCACAGUCAAUGUUUUAGUGAUUAAGUACAAAUAGGCAGGGGGUAACAGUUGUUUUUGUUGCCUGUUGAUGUUACUUAAAAGGCUUUCCACUUUAUAAAUGCAUAAUUAUAUGAGUCUUCUGUUUAAUGCUAGGUAUUCAAAGGUUUUGCAUUUGUUUGAAGAUUAAGAUGUCCACGCAUGGCCCAGAGCCUCCACUGCACAGCGUAGUGUACUGCAUUUGAACUCUACUGAAUUUGCUUAAAGCUCUCUGCAGCCACCAGCCAUCUAUGAAACCUACCCAGUACAUUAGCACAAUCUCUUUUCUACAGCUUUCUUCUUUUGUUUCACAUAUUUCUCAAGACUUUUUUCAUGUAAAUGAAAAAAAAAAAACAGUUUUCUUCGACUGUGCAAAUGUAAUAAUUAUAGAUGUAUGUGUGUCUAAAUCUUGAUUGCGUGUGUGUGUGUGUGUGUGUGUGUGUGUGUGUGUGUGUGUGUGUGUGUGUGUGUGUGUGUGUGUGUGUGUGUGUGUGUACAUGCUGUGUGGUAUACAUGUUUGUUUGUAUACAAGCAUAUGGAUUCUUUUGGCCUCCUGGCCAAUCGUACACCCAGUGGGAAGGCGUGUAGGGAAAGCUCUGUCAGGGGCGGGCUUCUGGCUUGACAGGUUACUGCGAUCCAAACUAUAAUUAGUCCGUCACCCCUCUGCGGAAACCAAACCAGCUGACACUUCUAUUUCGGCCCCGUGGAUCCAGCCCUCCUGCCACGGCGGUGUCUUUUGUGUGCAGUUCACCCACGGUGUAAAUGGUGGGUGGGCUUCUGACACUGGUGCCACCUGCAAGCACCCCAGAGAGCCGCUCGAGCCAAGAUGGAGGCCGGUGGAGAGAUGGUGAUCCAGCUUCCCGGUCACUCCGGUUCGCCGGGCAGCGGGGAGGCGGUGGUGCUGCGGCACAAGGAGGUCCACCACUUCUUCUUUGUGCCCUUCAGGGAGCAGCCGAUCUACAGCACCCGCGCGCACGUCUUCCAGAUCGACCCCAGCACCAAGAAGAACUGGGUGCCCACCAGCAAGCACGCUGUCACCGUCUCCUACUUCUACGACAGCACCAGGAAUGUCUACAGAAUCAUCAGUCUGGAUGGCACUAAGGCAAUAAUAAACAGCACUAUCACCCCAAACAUGACUUUCACCAAGACGUCACAGAAGUUUGGCCAGUGGGCCGACAGCCGCGCCAACACAGUUUACGGUCUGGGCUUCUCCUCCGAGCGCCACCUGACAAAGUUCGCAGAUAAAUUUGCCGAGUAUAAGGAGGCGGCGCGGCUAGCUAAGGAGAAGUCCUUAGAGAAGAUGGAUCUGGCCAGCUCGCCCUCUCAGGAAUCAGCGCCAGGAGAAAUACAGUCACCUCUGACCCCUGAGAGCGUGAACGGCACCGGCGACGACGCGGCCAUGUCACCCCAAGACGUCCCUACCCCCAUCACCGAGUCACUGCCAGAGCCGUUACCGAUCACACAGUCUUUCACACACAGCCCAACAAUCACCAAGCACUGGGAGGCAGAGCUGGCAGCGCUGAAAGGCAACAAUGCCAAGCUGACGGCCGCCCUCCUCGAAUCCACAGCCAACGUCAAGCAGUGGAAACAACAGCUGGCAGCUUAUCAGGAGGAGGCCGAGAGGCUUCACAAAAGGGUGACAGAACUGGAGUGUAUGAGUGGCCAGACAAAUGUGAUCAAAUCCCAGAAGACUGAGCUAAAUCAAACAAUAGAGGAGCUGGAGUCCGCUUUAAAGGCUAAAGAAGAGGAAAUUGAGAGAUUGAAAGAAGAAGUGGACAGGACUAAGGAAAUUCAGGAACAGAAAGAUGCUCUUGCUCAAAAAUUACAGGAGACAGACCUGCGCAACAAGGAGCUGGAGGGGCAGCUGUCUGCCCUGGAGCAACGUCUUGACAACAGCCAGGUGGAACAGGAGACCUUCCGCAAGGACCUCAAGACACUGCUGGAGAUCCUGGACGGGAAGAUCUUCGAGUUGACCGAGCUGCGAGACAACCUGGCCAAGCUUAUUGAGAGCAGCAGCUAGAGCCGACUCCUCAGAGGAGCCAACCAACCAUCACUCAGAAACAUGGUCAUACAACACCCAAAACCAAUGUGUCACUAGGUGCAAGAUUUGACGGAGGUCCUGCCAUUUUUAUUUAUUGUUUUUUUUUGUGAAGAACUCUCCUCUUCGAAAAGAAUAUGAUUGCACCAAAUAUGCAGCACUCAAAAACAUAGGAUUAAAUUAGAGUAGAAUUUCCCUAAUGGGCACUUGCCUUUCUACCUGUGCCCUUAUACUCUUCUAGACUAUCCAAUCUUUACCACUCUUUAUUCAGUCUUUAAACUUUACUCUACCCUUUUUGUGUCUUCUCUUAAUCAAUGCUAUCCAGUUGAUGCACUGUGCUUAAGAGUCUCAUUGGUGUUCGGGGAGAUGAAGUGAACUAAGCUGCUAUGGAAAUGUAUCAAUGGCUGACUGUGAAGUGUGAACCUCUUCAGUGACAUAGUUCUCACGAUCCCAGAGCCGCGUGUUGUAGCCAGACUUGAUCGGCUUGCUCUGACUCUGCUGACCUUCAAGAGCUGCCUCGUUGUUCUUUUUUGAAAAGGCAGAGGGCAAUAAGUCGCCAAUGCAUCGCAACUUCCGGAAGGGUCACCUUUACCAUGAAAUGUGGACACGAGGUGCAACACAGGCCUGUAUGUUCCGAGCAAUACCAAGUGGGGCCUCAGAUCCAUUGUUUUAGUUUGAGUUGUCAAGUGUUCAGUUCCUGCGGUUACCUGCGCUGGGCCCACACAGGUGCGACUGAAUCAUUCAGACGGAUGACAGAAGGUAAAAAACAAUCUUCUUUUUCCCGUUUGUGUUUUUAUAUACAAACUAUAUUUAUACUGGACUCGUGCGGGUGAACCUGAUGUUAUUAUAUCUUUUUGCUGCUCUUGUGAAAGCAGUGGCGACAAUGGACUCUGCCAUUUUUGGACUCGCAUCUUAAUAUCAAAUAUCUUGAUCUUGAUUAUAAAAUGUAUUAAUGAAAGGUUCCAUUUGGUUACCUCAAAUAUUUAUUUUUUAGAAGUACAAUAUUAUGAACUGAAAGAUUUGAACAUUUGUAAUAGCAGUAAAUGAGAAUGGAUGUGACUGGAACUCGAUGGUGGAAGAAAUGGAUAAAGGUGUAAGUAUCAGAAAUGGAAAAAAAGAUUAUUCAGGAAAUAUAUCUAUGAUGAUGUUUACCAAAUAGGGUUUCCUGGAAAAUAAAAUUAAGCCAUUAACAAUGUAGAGAUAUCAUAACCCUGCUCUGUUUACUGUUGUUCAAUAUGAGAAAAAAAUAAAUGAAAGCACUUGUGGAUUGUAUUACAACUGAUAGUUGUGAAGAUUGGUUCAGUGAAACGUAUUGUAUUGAUUGUUAUAACAUAAUGUUGAAUUUACAGAUGUACAAAGGAAAUUAGUAUUCUCUUGGUUGUCAAAAAACUGAGACCACAUGGGAUGCAUCUCAAACAUGUCUUCUAUAUCUUGCUCCUUUCAAUAUAUAUUGCAUAGCCUAUUGUUCAUCUAUAAUGCACACAACUGCAUUUAUAGUGCAUCAUAAGGCAGUCACUCUGCAUCAUUACAGAUUAUUAUAAAUUCCAACUGCUCCACCCUAAUAAUUAUAAUCAUACUCAUGGUAACCAGUUAUUCCAGUCGCAUUCUAAUGUAGUACAAUGCGCUUCCUUUAUGAUGUAUUAUGGAUGUGUGCUUCACUGAGAGAAAGUGGCUCCUCCAUCUUGCUCCAAGGCCAACUCCCAGUCGUGCGUAAACGUUUCUCACAGAGUCUGAAUCGGUGAUGCUACAUCGGAUAACAUUUAGCUGAGUUUCAAAGCAUUUGUUUUUUAAAAGGUCAUUACAGAUUACAUUAGGCUAUUCUUUUUGGGAGAGCACAGGAGAGCCGCAUUAGCCAGAGG